GCGCUCUGAGCGCACAGACGCAGCUCUGCGACCACCGCGACAGUCUGUGACAUGUAAUGAGAGCAGGACUACACGGCGCUGGUGAAAACCCACUGAGUGGAUGCUGGUCUGCUGACCUGUCACUGAUUGGAUCUCGCCAACGUCUGGAGUCUCACAUGCCUUAACACCACAAUGGAGCUCAUCCAGGCCACACAGGUUUCUUUGCUGCCUCAGGAAGCCCCUACAGCUGUCUGGAGUAACAACUCUGUUCCCCCCUACUCCCAUUUCCUGCUUCUGUCCACUACCUCUGAACCACUUCUCAGUCUCAACCCAGCCAAUGGUUCUUUACUCUUUAACGCCACUUGCCCAAACUGCACUAAAACUAAACCUGGAUCCCUCCCUGGUCUGGCUGGAAUCUUCAUCCCUCUUAUUUAUGGGAUAGUCUGUGUUGUUGGUUUGGUGGGGAACACUCUGGUUAUCCAUGUUGUCGUCAACUACACUAAGAAUGAGUCAGUCACAAACAUCUACAUCCUCAAUCUAGCCAUUGCAGAUGAGCUUUUUAUGCUGGGUCUGCCCUUCUUGGCAGCGCAGAACGCUUUGCUCUCGUGGCCCUUUGGAUCUCUAAUGUGCCGUGUGGUCAUGACAGUGGACGCCAUCAACCAGUUUACCAGCAUCUUCUGUCUGACUGUGAUGUCAGUGGACCGAUACUUGGCAGUGGUGCACCCCAUCCGGUCCUCUUGGUGGCGGCGCCCCCAUGUGGCCAAGGCUAUCAGUGGCACAGUCUGGGCAGGGUCCUUUGUGGUGGUGCUGCCAGUGGUGGUGUUUGCAGAUGUGCUGAAGGAUGAUGGGAACUGCAGCAUCGUGUGGCCUGAACCAGCAGAAGUGUGGAAGACUUCUUUUAUUGUGUACACAUGCACUGUUGGCUUCUUCUGCCCCCUGCUGGUCAUCUGCCUGUGCUACCUGCUGAUCGUCGUCAAGGUGCGAAGUGUUGGGAAACGGGCACAGGCCACAUCAUCCAGACGCAGGAAGUCUGAGCGUAAAAUCACCAGGAUGGUGGUCGUUGUUGUGGCCGUGUUUGUCUUCUGCUGGCUACCGUUCUAUGCGCUCAACAUCCUCAACCUCCUCGUGGUCCUGCCUGGAGACUUCAGGGGACUGUACUUUUUUGUUGUCGUGCUUUCUUAUGCGAACAGCUGUGCCAACCCCAUACUGUACGGAUUUCUGUCUGACAACUUCAAGAGGGGCUUCAGGAAGGCCCUGUGCCGCACUUCACGCAGGGUGAAAAGCAACGACAGGGCCGGCACUGAGGUGCAGCGACCCACAGAGGAGUGGGGCGGCAUUGUGCUCCAACCGCAACAAAGUGAGGGAGCCACCAGUGUGCACAGGAAAAACUCUGGUGAAGAAGAGGAGGAAAUCAAUGGAACAGAAGGAGCCAUGCAGCUGGCAGAGAUAUGCAAAACGUCACACAAUGGAAACCAAAAUGGAGUAAGAGAGGCCUCAAGGACCCAGGUGGUGCAGAGGGGGAAGUCUGAGCUGGGUACUGGCUCUGACGAAUUCUUGGAUCAAAACUCUGUGCUUGAUAUCAGCUAUCUGUAAGAGAAUGUUUGCAGUGGAUGACGGUACCUGCUUCUUAUGAGGAGUGACUGCAUUACAAUGUGCAAGUCUGUGAAGUUGCUGUGUAUCAUGUAACAGUCUGCCAGUAUCAAUGCAAGUCGCUUUGCAAUGGUUUGAGUGUAAAAACAAUUUAAAAGCAGGCACCAUUUUAACCAUGUUGAGCUGAACCCUAGGGAAAGCUGACAGAAGGCAAGAACACAUAAAGAAAACACUACACCUUGGAAAGUGGAUGAAUGCAGUUAUUGUCAGAAACAGUAUUUUUAGUCUCAGUUUAUCACCCUCAAUCUUGAGAAUGAGAAUGUUCUGCUAGCUGUGGUUCCUUAAAAUUGUCAGAAGUCUAGAUUUGACACCAAAAAGGCCACCAGAGACUGGUGUCACCAUGUAAACUUUGGUGGUUAGGGCUUCAAUCACUGCACAGGGCUCCAGAUUGCAAACAAGUGUGAAUGUAUGAUGAUAAUGAAAAACUUUUGCUAUGUCUCCUACCAGCAUGGGUAGCUACUGCUUUAGUCACAGUGGUGGAAAGGAGGACUUUUCAGUCCCUUCCUGAUGCAUAAAACAAGCUAUUAAGCUAUUGUGUGUGCCAUAAAUAAAGCAGUGUGCAGCUGGUCUUUAUAAAAAACAAGUCGAAGAAAAGAGGAUUUGACUCAGGCGUAACCAGCUGAGAGAGUUGGUCGCACCAGUGGAGGUCUGCUUUAUCAUCAGUGUUGCUUUGAUAUCUCGUACGUAAAUUGCUAAUGCACGUCCCAGUGGGAGAUAACAUGACUAAUGACUAUUGUGAAAUGAAAAAUGUCAGCUGUGUUUGCUUUUGAAAGAGGAAAACAGAACACAAAGGUAGUUGGUUUUCACAGACGCACUUUUAUGCAGCAGCAGCUACGAAUGUCUGAAUAUACGUCGAUUUUACUUAUUGCUGUAGGUCAAAGUGAUGCUUUCCUCCUUUUAAAGCUCCUGUUUAGACACUGAAUAAACCCCUAAACCUCACCUCUAAAAUGGUAUAUUAGGAAGUUUCCGUUACAUCAAAAUAAUUUUAUCCUGUCUCCAAACAGUUUAAAUGUAACUACAUUGUUGCUUCAUUUAGAAUCUGUAGAUCUAUGAAAUCUCCACCUCUUUCUCCACCCAUUUCUCCCCCACUGAGCAUGACCACACCAGCUCACAUAUAAUUGUGCUCAAACACUGUUACAUUAUGACAAGCUGUAAUAUUGGAGUUAUCCAGCUGUACAUGUUUGAAUCGGAAAACAAUUCCAAGACUGACGACACAGAAAGCCCGAGCCCAAGGAUUGUUCCCUCUGGUUUGUCUUAUACGAAACCCCAUCUGUCUGAAUCUGUGUUUUUGAGACCUUCAUCAGUACACUGCAGUUUCAAAAAGGAAUGCGAUGGCAUUGGCUGCUUUUUUCCCUUGUGAUGUGUCUUGUAGUGCACAAAAUAAAGCAGGGUUAACAAGGUUCAAAAGCUGAUUUCCACCAGAGGAAGUCUCUAAGGUUAACCAACAGCUGCUUGCUUUGGCUCAUACCUGUGACAAAUGUGCAAUAAUACUUUUUAAAUAGGUAUACCUCAGUUAAAAUCUCUGUGAUUUUCUUUCUGCUUUAAAUGUGUAGCGAGUCUGAACUGGAUUUGAAAAAAAUGUGUUUGUUUCUCUAAAUUUUCGCCAAAUUUUCUAUCAAAUAAUUUACAACCUCACACAUAUUAAACAGAACAUCAGAUGAAGAGAAGAACUGAUAUUUAAAUAUUGACACACCAUAGACAAUUACCUUUUCUGCAUUGAUUAAUAGAGGUUUUUUUUUAGGCAGAGAAGAAAAUUCACUACUCUUUAGCAGGGAUAUUUUCUUGUAGUACUCUCUACUUUAGGUGUCGUGAGACAACAUGAUGGUCCAGGCAAUGUAAAGAAACUAGAUGAUGGUAGUAAUCAGUAAAGGUGUGUUGUAAUGUAUUGCAAAUUCUGUAUUUCCUGUAUUUAAGGCUUAUAGACUUAGGUCAAACCCCUGACUGUCAAGCUAUUUUGCAAGAGCACCUUGUUCUUUUUGUUUUUUUCCUCAGUAUUAUGAUGUUGUAUUGUCAGCCAUGUUGUCAGAGCUUUGGUGAAGUACCAAAGCCAAGUGUAAUCUGCUGGCAGUGGGCUAAAUAAAUGUUUACAGGUGAUAUUGGUAAGUAAUUCAAAGUGAAAUAAAACCUAGUGUUGUAUGCAAUCAUGUCAGUUGAACUACUGCAUAAUACUCCAGUUUGUAAUAUGUACAUGAAUGUAACUGUUGUCACGUGUUCACCAAGAAAUACUUGAAACCAAUGAAAAACACUCUUCUGCCUUCUUUCAAACCACUGCCCUUCCUAAAGAAAUAAGAAUUUUAAUGAUGUUUGUUCACUUUAAACACUUUCAGGUUCCAACAAGACUAAAGCAGAUUGCGGCGCUCAUC
Messenger RNA from Acanthochromis polyacanthus (spiny chromis), 3992 nucleotides. RefSeq names its product somatostatin receptor type 5 (gene sst3b). Gene Ontology annotation, biological process: neuropeptide signaling pathway. Gene Ontology annotation, cellular component: neuron projection; membrane. Lineage: Eukaryota; Metazoa; Chordata; Actinopteri; Pomacentridae. The coding region runs from base 172 to 1572 and encodes 466 amino acids. The transcript is spliced from 3 exons. Gene Ontology annotation, molecular function: somatostatin receptor activity; neuropeptide binding. The record is from RefSeq and is a predicted model, not a curated record.